Salvelinus namaycush (lake trout) is the source of this 2785-nucleotide messenger RNA. It is a transcript of the gene dglucy, whose product is annotated as D-glutamate cyclase. Gene Ontology annotation, molecular function: D-glutamate cyclase activity. Gene Ontology annotation, biological process: glutamate metabolic process. The record is from RefSeq and is a predicted model, not a curated record. Bases 271 to 2154 code for a protein of 627 amino acids. The transcript has 12 exons. Lineage: Eukaryota; Metazoa; Chordata; Actinopteri; Salmoniformes; Salmonidae.
ACACUUUCUCAUCUUAAAAUGUGAUUUUAAACCUAACGACACUGCUAACCUUAUGCCUUACCAUAACCUUAAAUUAAUACCAAAAUAUUUUGUUUUGAGGAAUCUUUACGAUUUUGACUUUGUGGCUGUGCUAUCUAGUGGAAUCCAAGUGCACGGAUUGAGCGGAAGUAACGUUAUUGCCAUUUGCAAGAUUAUUAUUUUUUGCUUCCAAAUUCGUUUUUGGGAAUAUGCAUUAGCUACUACUAAAAACAUUCCUCCCCAGGUUUGAGCAUGUUUCAGGCGUGGCAAGGUAUAAGAUCACUCACCAACUCAAUUCGACGGUAUCCAGUGCAAAGACUAGUGUGUGUAAAGGCCACCACCACUAGAACGUGCUCAGGCUACCAGCAGGCUAAUGUGGUGAUCCUCCAUAAGAGCCUAGCUGAUGACUUCGAGGCAUUCUGCCACGCCAACCCCAGCCCCCUGCCCCUGCUGUACAGGAGUCAGCCUGGGGAGUGGGGCUGUCUACCUCUCGCUGCAGACGCAGACAUCAGAGUGGACUGUCCCCAGUACUGUGUGUUUAAGGACGGCCUGCUGGUAUCCAGAGUGUCCAGCCUGAUGUCCUACAGCGGUCAGCUCCAGGACAUGGUCAGCUUCUACCUGGGCUGUAGCUUCAGCUUUGAGAGGACACUGCGGGAGGCCGGGGUCCCUGUCCGAAAUGUGGAGCAGAACUGUAAUGUCAGCAUGUUCAGGACAUCUCUCCAGUGUAGAGGAGUGGGUCAGUUCCAGUGCCCUAUGGUGGUGACUAUGAGACCAGUACCUGAGGAGAAGCUGGACAUUGUGGCCCAGAUCACUCACCUGACCCCUCUGGCCCAUGGAGGACCCAUCCACAUCGGGGACCCAGCUGUGCUGGGGAUCCAGGACGUAUCCAGGCCGGAGUAUGGGGACCCGGUGGCCCUUUGCCCAGGAGAUGUACCUGCGUUCUGGGCCUGUGGGGUCACUGGUGUGGAGGCUGUCCAGAGUUGCAAGCCCACACUGGCAUUCACCCACUCUCCAGGCUGCAUGUUCCUCACUGAUCGAGAGGACUCAUCCGUCUCUGCGUCCACAUCCACCCCUGAGCCUGACCAAUGCCCUCUGACUUUCUCCAUCUCCCAGCAGCCUUUGCAUUUCAGUGUGGCGUCCAAGGCUGUAGUCCAGAGCAUACGAGACCUGGAGAAGAUCAUUGGCGAGGACCCAGGAGAGAGGGGUAUCCGUGCAUUGUUUGUCCAGGAUGAGUUGCUGAGGUCUUGCCUGUCCCUCUCCCACUCCUCAUCUGUGCUCAUCACUACGGGGUUCCCCACCCACUACACACACAACCCCCCUGAGGAGACAGACGGGCCCCCCGGAGCCAUCGCCAUAGCAGCCACCCUCCAGGCCCUUCAGAAGGAGGUUGCUAUAGUGACGGAUCACCGUGCCCUGGAGAUGAAUCAGAGGAUUAUGGAAGAUGCAGUGAAGAAAGGUGUGAUAAAGACAGCUGUACCAUUACUCAGUUACCAAGGCAACAGCCCAGACUCAGCACUGUACUUCCUGUGUCAUAACGGAGACCAUAAAAAGCCCAGGUUUGACCACUUGGUGGCAAUAGAGCGCAGUGGCAGAGCGUCUGAUGGGAACUACUACAAUAUGAGAGGAGUGAACAUCAAACACCUGGUGGACCCUAUAGAUGAUCUAUUCACCACAGCCAGCACCAUCCCUGGCAUCAGCACCACAGGGAUAGGAGAUGGCGGGAACGAGCUGGGCAUGGGCAAGGUGAAGGAGGCAGUGAGAGAACACAUGCCCAAUGGGAGCCUGAUAGCCUGUGACGUGGCUGCUGAUUUUGCCAUCACUGCAGGAGUGUCUAACUGGGGAGGCUAUGGCAUGGCCUGUGCUCUGUACAUCCUCAGUCUCUGUCCCAUCCAUCAGCGGUACCGCCACAAAGGCCUGGGCCAGCCUCACCCACCUACCCAGGACCAGCACCAGGCCUGGGCUGCUAGCCUGCCCUCUGUAGCCAAGGAGGAGGAGAUGCUGUCCAUCCUGGUGCAACAUGGUGUCCGCAGCGGAAAGACAGGAACCUUGGGCAUGGAGGUGGACGGCCUGUCCUUUCACCCCACACACUCUGACCUCAUCAUAAAGCUCAGGGACCGCACCUCACAGAGAAAGUGAAACUACACCUUAUAAACUUCCACCUAUGCAAAGUAGUGAACACACCACCAACCCACGCAGAGAAGUGAAAAUACCAUGCCGUUGCUGUCAUUCGCAUCCCCUCCUCCGUAUCCACCACACCACCCCCAACGAUUGGGGAUGGUCCUUGGUCUGUGACCAGGUGGAAGCCAAUGCUGUCAUGUUUGGAUCAAACUGAGAAGUGUGGAGUUGGAGUUGUCUGCAGCUGUGCAUUUGAUUGCUCCCCAACGUUUAUUACGAACUUCAUAAAUUAAAAACCUUUGUCCUUUUGUAGCUCAGUUGGUAGAGCAUGGCGCUUGUACUGCCAGGGUAGGGGGUUCGAUUCCCGGGCCCACCCAUACAUAAAAUGUUUCAUGCAUGACUAAGUUGCUUUGGAUAUAUUAUGUUACUAUAAUAUUACAAGCUAAAGCCUGAUAUCAGACAACGCCAUAAACCAAGUUGAUUUUUAUAGCUUUGUGAUCUUAAUUCUAUUAUAAACAAGGCACUAGAUUAGAACUAUAUACAACUGUUUUUAGUUUGAUAUAGACCUUGAAUAUCACAAUUCCCAAUCUCUCAAAUAUCUUGUGUUGAAAAGUAUUCUUUUUUUGUUAUUAAAAUCAUCUUGUGUUGAUUA